This is a messenger RNA of Colossoma macropomum (tambaqui), 3657 nucleotides long. Its product is annotated as NLR family CARD domain-containing protein 3-like. Lineage: Eukaryota; Metazoa; Chordata; Actinopteri; Characiformes; Serrasalmidae. The record is from RefSeq and is a predicted model, not a curated record. Gene Ontology annotation, molecular function: protein binding. Bases 213 to 3647 code for a protein of 1144 amino acids. The transcript has 12 exons.
CAGAGACAGUUCAGCUCUGUAAUGUUCUAAAGGCUCCAGUGGGAGAAGAUACUCUACUGAAAUGGAGAUGAAGUGUCUGUGUUGGUGGUCAAUGAUGUUUCUCUUGUAGAUCUGCUGUAAAUGAACACAGAUGAAGGUGGACUUGGACUUUCUCAAUGAAGAAAUCUAGACAAACCUCAGAAAAGGAUUAGGUCUAAUCUGAAGGAGGAGUCAUGACCUCCAAAAUGAACUUCUCUGAGGAGCAGCACUCACAGAAAGCUGAGAGACUGGUUCAGGGUCAGAGAUCUGACUCACCUGAACCCAGCUGUGUGUCCAUGAAGAGUGACCAGUCAAUGGACAAAGAUGGACAGUUCAGAAAGUAUACCAGUUCUAUUAAGAUCAGACUUAUUCAGAGAAAGAGACCAGACUCACCUGAACCUAGCUGUGUGUCUAUGAAGAGCGAAUGGUCAAUGGACUGUCCAAUAAAAUUCAGAGAGGAGGACAGUUCUACUGAGCUGAGAGUCCAGAAAGAGAAUUUAGAUAUUGCAAGGAGAAACAUGGAGACCAUAUUCAAGGAGCUGGAGCACAAAGUCAUCUCUCUGGUGAAGACUCAGCUGAAGUGGUUUGUGAAGCUGCUGAGUCUGGAUUACCCAGCAUGCUCUGAGAGAGAGGUGGAGGAUGAGGAGGAUCAGAGCAGUGUCAGAGAGGGGGCGCUGAAGAUCACACUGACCAUCCUGAGGAACAUGAAUCAGACUGACCUCGCUAACACACUACAGAGCAAACUGUCUCCUUGUCACAAAAAGCUGAAAUUGACAUUGAAGGAAAAAUUUCAGAAAAUUAAUGAAGGAAUCUCAAAAUCUGGAACCUCAACCCUACUGAAUGAGAUCUACACAGAACUCUAUGUCACAGAGGGAGGGAGUGGAGAGGUCAAUAAUGAACAUGAGGUCAGGCAGAUUGAAACAGCAUCCAGGAGACCAGCAACAGAGGAGAAACCCAUCAAAUGUAAUGACCUCUUUAAUGACAAACCCAUCAGAACUGUGCUGACUAAAGGAGUCGCUGGAAUUGGAAAAACAGUCUCUGUGCAGAAGUUCAUUCUUGACUGGGCUGAAGGAAAAACAAAUCAGGACAUCCUCUUCAUAUUUCCACUUCCUUUUAGAGAGCUGAAUCUGAUGAAGGAGAAAAAACUCAGUCUGGUGGAGCUCCUUCACCAAUUUUUCAGAGACAUAGAAGAAUUAAAACCAAGAGACUAUCAUCACUACAAAGUCAUGUUCAUCUUUGAUGGUCUGGAUGAGUGUCGACUUCCUCUAGAUUUCCAGAACAAUGAGAGCGUAUCUGAUGUAACAGAUUCAGCCUCAGUGGAUGUGCUGCUGACAAACCUUAUCAAGGGAAAUCUGCUUCCCUCUGCUCUCUUCUGGAUAACCUCUCGACCAGCAGCAGCCAACCAGAUCCCUCCUGAGUGUGUUGACCUGGUAACAGAGGUACGAGGGUUCAGUGACCCUCAGAAAGAGGAGUACUUCAGGAAGAGAAUCAGUGACCAGAACUUGGCCAAUAAAAUCAUCUCACACAUGAAGUCCUCAAGAAGCCUCUACAUCAUGUGCCACAUCCCAGUCUUUUGUUGGAUUGCAGCCACUGUUCUAGAGAGAGUGUUGGGUGAAGCAGAGAGUGGAGAGAUCCCCAAGACUCUGACUCAAAUGUUCACACACUUUCUGAUCUUUCAGAUCAAACACAAGGACCAAAAGUACCAUGGGAAAUAUGACACUGAUCUUCAGCAGACUAGAGAGAUGAUUCGGGCACUGGGAAAACUGGCUUUCCAACAGCUAGAAAAGGGUAAUCUGAUCUUCUAUGAGGAAGACCUGAGAGAGUGUGGCAUUGAUGUCAGAGAAGUGUCAGUGUACUCGGGAGUUUGUACCCAGAUCUUCAGAGAGGAGUUUGGGCUGCACCUGGGGAAGGUGUUCAGCUUUGUGCACCUGAGUGUUCAGGAGUUUCUGGCUGCUUUAUAUGCAUUUCUCUCCUUCAUCAGCAGAGAUGAACCAAAACAACUGAACACUGAUCUCUCUGGUAUUUUAAAAGAAUCCAAAAUGUCAGACGUCCUCACAUCUGCAGUGAACAAGGCCUUACAGAGUGAGAAUGGACACCUGGACCUUUUCCUCCGUUUCCUUCUGGGCCUCUCACUGGAGUCCAAUCAGAAUCUCUUACGAGGCCUAGUGACACAGACAGGAAGCAGCUCUCAGAGCAAAGAGGAAACAGUCCAGUACAUCAAGGAGAAGAUCAGGGAGAAUCAAUCUUCAGAGAAAACAAUCAGUCUGUUCCACUGUCUGAAUGAACUGAAUGAUCAUUCUUUAGUGGAGGAAGUCCAGUCAUACCUGAACAGAGAAGGGUCCAGUGGUCUUAGUGGAGCUAAACUCUCUCCUGCUCAGUGGUCAGCUGUGGCAUUUGUGAUGCUGAAUUCAGAAGAAGAUCUGGAUGAGUUUGAUCUGAGGAAAUAUGAUCCAUCAGAGGAGUGUCUUUUGAGGCUGCUGCCAGUGGUCAAAGCGUCCAGAAAAGCUGUACUAGCCAGCUGUAAUCUCACCACAAGAUCUUGUGAAAAACUAUCAUCAGUUCUAUCACCAAACUGUUCCCUGAAAGAGCUGGACCUCAGUAACAAUGACUUAAAAGAAACAGGAGUUGAGCUGCUCUCUGCUGGACUGAGGAAUUCACACUGUAACCUGGAAACACUCAAACUCGCUAUCUGUAAUCUCACCAGAAAAACCUGUAAAAAUCUAGCAGAAGCUCUACAAUCAGUAAACUCCUCCCUGAAAGAUCUGGACCUGAGUAACAAUGACCUUCAGGAUUCAGGAGUUGAGCUGCUCACUGCUGGACUGAAGAAUUCACACUGUACAUUGGAUAUACUCAGAUUGUCUGGUUGUAUGAUUACAGAUGUCGGUUGUUCUUCUCUGGCUUCUGCUCUGAAAUUAAACCCCUCCCACCUGAGAGAACUGGAUCUGACCUAUAAUCAUCCAGGCAAGUCUGGAUUGAAGCUGCUGUCUGAUCUACUACAGGAUCCGUACUGCACACUAGAGAAACUAAAGGUGGAUCAUGCAGGGAAGAUCAGGAUGAAACCAGGACUGAAAAAAUAUGUAUGUGAUCUCACUCUGGAUCCGAACACAGUGCACAGUCUUCUUUCUCUGUCUGAGAGGAACAGAAAGGUGGAGCGUGUGGAGGAAGAUCAGUGUUAUCCAGAUCAUCCAGACAGAUUUAAACACUGUGUUCAGGUUCUGAGUGUGGAGAGUCUGACUGGACGCUGUUACUGGGAGGUUCAGUGGAGCAGAAGAGCUGUUAUAUCAGUAUCAUACAGAGGAAUCAAGAGGAAAGGAGGCAGUGAGGACUGUGGUUUUGGAAUCAAUCAUCUGUCCUGGAGUCUGAACUGCUACCAUGACUCUCGUAUUAAUUACAUUUACUCUGUCUGGCAUAAUAAUCAGAAAACUGACCUACCUGCACCCCCCUCUCCCUCCAACAGACUAGGAGUGUAUCUGGACUGGGGGUCUGGCACUCUGUCCUUCUACACCAUCUCCACUGACACACACACACUGACCCACCUACACACAUUCACCACCACAUUCACUGAGCCGCUCUACGCUGGAUUUGGUGUUUAUUCUUACUCCUCAGUGAGUCUGUGUGAGAUAGAAUAACCUCAACAGA